AUGCAAGACGAAUCACAUACAAAGAUUUCUGAUGAUAUAGUUACUAAUCCAUCAUCAGAUCAUAUAGGUCCUUGUCGGCCUUCAUCAGCUAAACGUCCACGUGAUCCAUCUCAUCGUAAAAAUGUUUCAUUUAAUGAUGUUCCUAUUGUACAUGAAGUUCCAUUACAUGAUACAAUGCGUAAUUCGAAUUGUGAUACAUAUCGUUCGUGGACAUAUACUGAUGCAACACCAUCAGUAUCUCUUACUUCACCAUUUUCUUCUUCACAAAUUCUUUCACCAUUCAAUUCAACAAAUGCUGCAACUCAAAAAUUAAAUGCUCAGCGUUUCAGUAGUGCUUUAUAUUCUUCAACAAAUAGUACAACAGUAAAUCGAUUACCGGACUGGAUUACACGAACUAAAACAACUAAACCUACAGAAGAAACAAUAGAACAUUAUACAAAUUCGAAUACACCAUUGAUUAUUGUAAAUACACCUGAUGAACGAAUAGUUAAAAAUUCAACUAUUAAUGAACAAGUUACUUCUGAUUAUGUAGAAGAAAAAAAACAUCCAUAUCGUACAGCAGUUGUACCAGAUGUAGAACAUUAUCGAAGUCUUCCAUUUACAUAUGUACCAUUAUCGGAGUCAGCUUCUGCGUAUACAUCGAUAUUAUCAACAAAUGUUUAUCCAUCAAAUCAUUCUUCUCAUGAUCAAUUUUCUACUGGGCAUACAACACGUAUAAGACGUGCUCGUUCAGCUACCGUACCAAUAACUGUAACUCAUUCCUUAAUGCGUAAUCAUGAUAAUGUUUCGAUUACACCUAUUCGUACAGCAGCAACGACUACUUUAUCAAAUAGUUUAUUAACAUCAUCAUCAUCAUCAUCAUCAACGUCACGGACAACUUUAAAACCAACAACAAUUGCUUUUCAAUGUUCACAACCAACAACAAAUACUUAUCCAACAUUAGUUAUUACAAAUACAUCAACUCCAAAAUCACCACAAGUUUCAGCACGUUUGAAUUCAUCACCUGUUCAUUCUCGUUUAACAUCAUCUACAAAUCGACCAUUAUCAUCAACAAUUAAAUAUGCUUAUUCUCAUCCAACAGCAGAUUCGACAUUAAAAUCAUCUCCUACUGUAUUUCCUCGUUCACGUUCUGCAAAUGUUUCAACAACGAAACGUAAUAUUGUUUCACCUGUUGUUAUGCUCGAGGGACAAUCAGGAGGAACUAAUCAUACAAAUAUAUAUGCAACAACAAAACGCAAUCCUAAUAUAAGACAAACUUAUGGUUCUCAUUAUAUGCACCGUGUUCUUUUACCAGCGAAUAUUAAUUGA
Molecule: messenger RNA, 1308 nt
Organism: Rotaria sp. Silwood2
Lineage: Eukaryota; Metazoa; Rotifera; Eurotatoria; Philodinida; Philodinidae
Source: the annotation of a GenBank genome assembly